This is a messenger RNA of Prorocentrum cordatum, 572 nucleotides long. The record is from the annotation of a GenBank genome assembly. NCBI's taxonomy places the organism in Eukaryota, Dinophyceae, Prorocentrales, Prorocentraceae.
AGGUGGGCGGCAAGAGCGCCUCCCUGGGCGAGAUGAUCGGCGGGCUGGCGGACGCGGGCGUGCCCGUGCCGGGGGGCUUCUCCACCACCGCGCAGGCCUACAAGGAUUUUCUGCUGCAGGACGGCCUCGGCGACAGGAUCAACAAAGUGCUGGAAGACGAUUCCAUCUACACGGACGUCACCAAGUUGCAGGAGGUGGGCAAGAAGGUGCGCCAGAUGGUGAUGGACCAGCCUCUCCAGCCAGAGUUCGAGGCAGAUCUCAAGCUGCAGUGGGAGCGCGUCUCGAAGGGCAACGAGGGCUUCCAGGUGGCCGUUCGCUCCUCGGCCACCGCGGAGGACCUCCCGGACGCCUCCUUCGCCGGUCAGCAGGAAACGUACUUGAACGUGUCUGGUUUCGAGAACCUUAAAGAGAAGGUCCACCAGUGCUACGCCUCGCUCUUCACGGACCGGGCCAUCUCGUAUCGCCACGACAAGGGCUUCGACCACCGCACGGUGCAGCUGUGCGCCUGCGUGCAGAAGAUGGUGCGCAGCGAGACGGCCUCUGCGGGGGUCAUGUUUACCCUGGACACCGAG